AUGUGGGCUAAGGAUGUAGAUGUACCUUCCGCUAAUCCAGCCGUACGGGUGGCAACACCGUUUAUUCCGACCGAUGUGAUUGUGAGGCAGAUUGCACCGUUGAUUUCUCUUCCAGUUGAGCGCAUCCGCGAGCUCGUGGAAAACUUUGAUAAGGACAAAAUUGGAGGCCUGACUGAAGUACAAUGGGUGUUUUUUUGUGAGGAAAAUCAGAAGUAUUUUGCCUCUUUGGGUGAGGAGAAGAUGGGUUUUGAGCGCUUUCUUGGGUAUAGUGUUCCUGAUGCGGAUCUGCAGCCCAGCCGUACCCGUCGCUUUGGUCAGGGUGUCGUGCGAUUUUUAGAAGGAUUUGCAGCAGGUGGUGUUGCUGGCGCCGUGAGCAAAACCGUGAUAGCGCCGGGAGACAGGGUGAAGAUUAUUUUUCAGGUUGAUUCCGGGAGACGAUUUACACUUUCCAAUGCAGUGCGCUUAGGUGUAAAGACUGUGCGUGAUCACGGUGUUUUGGGACUUUGGAUUGGGAAUGGUGCGAUGAUGAUGCGUGUAGUGCCAUAUACCGCCAUUACUUUUGUAUCUUUCGACUACUAUCACAGUGGGCUUGUCUAUUUGGCGACGUCUCGCUACGUAGAUGGGGUCGGAGAAGAAGGUUUAGCUGUAGCUUUGCGUUUCUUGGGGGGCUCUCUUGCUGGGGCAACGGCAACUACCUGCACGUACCCCUUGGACUUAAUGAGGGCGCGUCUAGCAUUUCACAGUUGUAGUGAGGAAAAACCUCCAAGCUAUCGCGUUGUGUGCAACACAUUGGUUAAGACACAUGGCGUGAAAGCGCUCUACUCUGGUUUGAUUCCCACGCUUGUGGGUAUUAUGCCGUAUGCGGGAUGUAGUUUUGCUGUUUUUGAAACGCUGAAAAGUCGUAUUGUUGAAUGGCAUAAUCUUUCGUCGGAGAAAGCCAUCUCUGUGCAUGAACGAAUGGUAGCCGGUGGACUGGCUGGUCUUAUUGCUCAGUCCGCCACCUACCCCUUGGAUAUUGUGCGUCGGCGCAUGCAAGUGGCUCCUAGGCGUUACCGUGGUGUGUUUCACGCCCUCCAGUUAAUCUAUAAAGAAGAAGGUCUUUUUCAAGGCUGGUAUAAGGGACUGCAGAUGAAUUGGAUCAAGGGGCCAAUUGCUGUCGCCACAGGGUUUACUGUCAAUGAUGUCAUUAAGAGACGUAUGCGAGAGUAUGACGAAAAAUCUGCUCAGUAUUCUCAUCGGGAGUACUUGGUGACAAUCCCUGAGGCAUUUGUAUGUGGUGGGGUGGCGGCUGGAGUGGCGAAGUUCUGGACUGUACCAUUUGAUCGUUUAAAAAUUAUGUAUCAAGUGGGUCUGGGCGCCUUUGACACUCAUAAGCUUGGACGUCAAGGGUUUGCGUUAAUGGGUGAUAUGUAUGUAGAGAAUCCGAAUAUGUGGCAAGGUAGUGGAAUCACCAUGAUGAGAGUCAUUCCAUACGGGGCGCUUGCAUAUUGUUUCUUUGAUAUAUUUCAAACAGCCUCUGAACGGCUAUUGUUUUCUUUAACUCCUACGCCUGCCACCAAUUUUCUCGCGGGUGGAUCAGCGGCUGCGUUGACGACAACUAUGUUAUAUCCGCUUGAUCUUGUACGCACCAAAGCUGCUACCGAUAGACUUACGUCAUUUUCUCAAUCGUAUUACUGGACGCUGCGUGAGAUGGCGCGACAGAAGGGUCUACGCUCGCUUUGGGAGGGUUGCUCGCUUGCUGUUAUGGGUGCGUUCCCUUUUGCCGGUAUAGGUUUUGCCACGUAUGAAUUUAUCAAGGAGCGAUAUAAAUGUGAAACCUUUGGCCAGCGGCUUUUUGCCGGCAUGUGUGCCGGGGUCGCUGGCCAAUUCACGACGUAUCCUCUUAAUAUUGCUAGGCGACAACGGCAGGUUGAGCAGCUUGCGUACUCAGGGUUAGGUGAUCUUAAAAGGAUAUUUAUGAGGCCCGGAUUCUAUGCCUCAUUGUACAGGAAACUGUCUUUUGGCUGGUCAAUAGGUCCAAUGACAUUGGGGAUGUCAUUUGCCAUCAAUGAUUUGUGUCGUGAUGGGGUUGUUAAGGCGCGGAAGGAAAUUUUGCACGAUUUAUUGUUUACUGGUGGGACAGCAUGA
Molecule: messenger RNA, 2127 nt
Organism: Trypanosoma rangeli
Lineage: Eukaryota; Euglenozoa; Kinetoplastea; Trypanosomatida; Trypanosomatidae
Product: putative mitochondrial carrier protein
Exons: 1
Coding region: 1-2127 (708 amino acids)
Biological process (GO): transmembrane transport
Cellular component (GO): mitochondrial inner membrane
Source: RefSeq, a predicted model, not a curated record